Folsomia candida is the source of this 4718-nucleotide messenger RNA. RefSeq names its product phenolphthiocerol synthesis polyketide synthase type I Pks15/1. Gene Ontology annotation, biological process: fatty acid biosynthetic process. Gene Ontology annotation, molecular function: fatty acid synthase activity; phosphopantetheine binding; oxidoreductase activity. The record is from RefSeq and is a predicted model, not a curated record. Bases 1 to 4374 code for a protein of 1457 amino acids. Lineage: Eukaryota; Metazoa; Arthropoda; Collembola; Entomobryomorpha; Isotomidae. The transcript is spliced from 3 exons.
AUGGACGUGUCUCUUCCCAAAUUGAGACACGCGUUGGACACCAUUUACGGGACUUCUGGUGAGAAUGGUCACACGCCAAAGUGCGCCUACAUUUCCGGAGUGUACGGAAGGGCUCUGGACAGUGACGAGCAGAUCGGCACAAAGUAUUGGCUGGAUAACACGCGUGACAGCGUGAGAUUUGUGGAGGCGUCUCAGGCGGCGUACGGCACGGGGUGUCGCCAUUUCCUAGAAAUUGGGUCCCAGCCCGUCCUCAGCGCCCUACUCAAGGCGAAUACGGAUGGCCAGGACGCAGCGGAGGCAGUGAGUUGUUUCCCAUCCAUGCGGAAGAAGGAGGAGGAAUGGACGACGGCACUCACGACGUUGGGCGCACUCUACGUGGCUGGAGUAGACAUUGAUUGGAAGGAAUUCCACAAGUUUUAUCCGGGGAGGAAGAUCAGGCUUCCAUAUUACCCCUUUCAGAGGAGGAGACAUUGGUUCGAGCCCCCGAGGCUGAGGGCAGGAGGAGGUCCGGCCGAGAAAACCCUUCACCCGCACCUGGGCUCCCUCUUCCCCACUCCAACGCCCACCAAGAUCUACCACAAUGUCAUCCACCUGGAGCACAGCCAAUACUUGGGCGACCACGUUCUGGGCAGCCAUGUCAUUUUCCCGGCGGCCUGCUGGCUCGAAAUGUGUCUCUCUGCUGGGCAGGCAUCCACGUUGGCGUCCUUUGAGGAUUUCUAUGCCCCUGUUGCCCCCAUCGUGGUGGAGCAGAUGGGAAUCUCAGCCCCGAUGGAGGUCAAGGACGGUGGUCACGGCUGCCAAGUUCAAACCAUCAUCUCCCCCGUCCUCUCGUCGGAUGCAUCUUCCGACCCGGGAGAGGGAGGCGUGGGAUGGUCAAAUGUGGAGAUUUACAGUCAACAUGGGGAGGACAUGGGAGCGAGAAAGUGGGUAAUUCAUGCCACUGCCAAAUUCAGCUCUGUUGUCCUCGAUAAUUUAAAUCCUAAUUUGGGUGGAGGUUUUGGUGGCGAGAACCUCGUGACGAUUCAGAGGCGCAUGUCGACGAGUACGGUCCAGAGCACAGACAAAUUUUAUGACAUGUUGGGACUCAUGGGACUUAAUUUUGGGCCAGUUUUUAAGAGCCUGCAACGAUAUCAGAGUUCUGAGGAUGGGGAAUUUCUCGUAGAGGUCAAAGUUCCGGAUGCAAAGGACGAAGGGUUCUUGACGCACCCAGUCGCAUUGGAUGCUAUGGUCCAGGCCCUCAUGUUGGACACGACGAGCACGAGUGACACUCGCCUCCUCAUUCCAGUCUCCAUCGGGAAGUUCGUCUGGUUGGCCAAGGGGACCGGAAGCCAGAAUCAUAUUCACGUGUUCAAGGAGACCACGGGCGAAGGUGGAAAGGUUGCAGUGCUAUUUGACGACAAUGGGACAAAGUUGGGAGUCAUGAGUCGAGUUCAGUUCAUUCGUGCAGAUUUGCUCAGCAUCACGAAAUCUCUGGAGAAGCAGAAGCUCAACCUUCCAGCCUUGUUUGAGGAAAACUGGCGAACCACGCCAGCUCUGUCCCCCACAUUCUGCGAAACCCAAACAAACCCGACGUGGUUAAUUUUUUCUGGAGAGAACUCCUUGGGAGACAACGUUACACGAAAGCUGAAACAAUGCGAUCGAUCCGUACUCGUAGCCAGGCCAGGCCAAAACUACUCCGACCUUGGGAAUGGGAUCCUUACUUUGAAUCCCAGAGAGAAGGAGGAUGUGAGGAGAGCACUUUUGGCCCACGAUGGUCUCGGAGGUGGUGGGGGUCUGGAAGGAAUAAUUUACUUGUGGGGACUCGAUCCAGAGAAAGUAAGUCAGACGGACUUCACUCAAGGCUUUCUCCAUUUGGAACAAGUCGUGCUGGAAUUGCAUACGACGCCAUUGCCGAAACUGGUGGUGGUUACGACGGGCGCCAUUUCUGUCGGGGACGACGACGAUGCCAAACUCCCUCAUGCCGGGACGCUUUGGGGGAUGAGCAAAACGCUGCGAAGUGAACACCCAAACCUGCGCUGUAAGUGUGUCGAUGUGGACGUGGACGUAACAUCGGAAAUGGUGGACGCACUGUUCAACGAGCUGUGGACGGAGGACAAGGAGUUUCAAGUCGCGUAUCGAAGUCGAGAUCGUAUCGUGAGAUAUGUGGCACGAUUGACGUCGGUCACCCUGACGCCGAACCCUUUGUCUUUUCCGAGUAACACGGACAGAUUCGCCCUCGUACUCCCAAAAACCAAAGCGAUCGGAGACCUCAAGUUCGGUCCAGUUCCGAAAGAGCAACUUUCUUUGACUGAGAACUUCGUGGAGGUGCGCGUGAAGGCGGCGGGACUGAACUUUAAGGAUGUGCUCAGCGUGCUUCAACCUGAUGCCCAGUUUGAGACUAGUAGCUCCGUGGGGGCGGAUUACUCGGGAGUUGUGGUCAGAGCUGGGCCGGCAGUGACGAAGUUCCAGGUUGGAGAUGCCGUGUUGGGGUGCAAUUGGGAAGGCCAAGCUCUGCCAAGUCAUGUUUCCACGAGAGAGGAGUCCAUCGUCGCCCUCCCGAAGGAUUGGACCUUUGCGGAUGGGGCGACUUUGGCGACGGCGUUUGCCACAGCCUUCUACUCUCUCGUCAGGGUGGCAGGGUUGAGGAAGGGGGAGACUGUUCUCAUCCACACUGCUUCAGGAGCGGUGGGCAUUUGUGCGAUACAAAUUGCACGCGGGAUUGGAGCCCAGAUCAUCGCCACGGCCGGAAGUAAGCGGAAACGAGCCUUUUUAUCCAACACGAUGAGAGUGGAGCACAUCUUCGACUCGAGAACGUCGAGUUAUGGGAAACAAAUCGAGCAGGUGACGGCGGGUCGUGGCGUCGACAUGGUUCUCAACUCGUUGACCAGCCCAGGUUUCAAGGAAGCCUCCCUCGCUGCUUGCUCUCGAAAUGCGAGAUUUGUGGAAAUGAGCAGGCUGAAUAUUUGGCAACCCGACGAGGUUUUCCUGCUCCGACCGGAUGUCAAAUACACAACUGUCGAGCUGAGUGAGUCCAGCGUAGAACUCUGGAACGACUUGUUUCUCAAUCUGCACAAUUUCUUGGCGGAGGGGAAAUUGGAACCCAUUCCACACACGCGGUUCGACGCUGCCCACGUGCGAGACGCGCUGACGUAUUUACAGAGAGCGAAGCACGUGGGGAAGGUGGUGUGUGUCAUGCCCGACACGGUGGAAGUGACCUCGGAGCGCGGAGGCACUGCGGUGAGAACAGUUCAGAACAACUUGUUCAGUGACCGUGCGAGCUACCUGAUCACGGGAGGCUUGGGCGGGAUCGGACUAGAGCUGGCGAAAUGGAUGACUGAUUUGGGAGCCAAGUACGUCGUUUUGUGCGGAAGACGUGAGCCGGGAGUCAAAGCGAGGGAAACCAUCGAUAGGUUGAGAACGGCGGGGAAAGAGGUCGUCGUCAUUUUGGCGGAUGUCGGCAAGAGGGUAGAAUGUCAACGUCUGCUCCAGCAACUGAGGGACCCGGCCCUCUCACUCCCACCACUCCGCGGCAUCAUGCACGCCGCUGGCUGCCUGUCCGAUGGCCUCGUGGUGGACCAGACGUGGUCAAAGUUUGAGGAAACGUUCAAUGGGAAAGUGUCGGGCGGAUGGCUUCUGCACGAGCUAACCUUGUCCUACAAUCUGGAGCAUUUUGUGGUCUAUUCCUCCAUCGUGGGCAUCUUGGGAGCCAUGGGUCAGAGUAAUCACGCGUCGGGGAACACUUUUCUGGACAGUUUGGUCCAUCACAGACAUUCGCUAGGGCUGAGCGCAACGUCGAUAAAUUGGGGUCAGUGGGGUCAGGUCGGGAUCGCGGCAGAGUUGGAGAUUGCGGGCCUAUCGCCAUUCACACCAGGUCAGGCUCUCGCAACGCUGGAAUUGGUCAUGAAGUCACAUCGUUUGCAGACAGCAAUUGUCAACGGUGACGUGGCCGUGUGGAAGCUCCUCUUCGCAUGGGCGGAGAAAUACUUGGAGGAGGUCAAAGUUCACAACACGAGGUCAAAUAGGAAGAAGGGCGUCGGUGGUGGGGAGGUUAGCUCCGACGUCACUUCAGCCUCGUUCUGGGAGGCGUUGGACAAGACGAGGGGCUCGCCGGGAGAGAGAAGUCGAGUCGUCGAGAAAUUGGUCAUCUCCGUUCUUCAUUGCAUCCUCAAAUUGGACGAGGGGGAGGAGAUUGAUGUCCACAAAGAAUUCCAGGACCUGGGUCUGGACUCGUUGAUGCUGGUGGAGCUGAGAAACAUUUUGCAAACUCUGCUCGGCCCAAGGAUCAAUUUGUCGCUGGGAACCAUCACGGAUCACAACACUGUGGCAUUGCUCAUACCCGUCCUCACCGAGUUGAUUUCCAGGGAGGACGCUGCUCAGGCUACUGUCGAAUCGUGAAACCUAAUUAUACUUCGUGUUCGUGUAAUUUACUCCUUGUAAUAAUAUAUUUUUUCGUAAUUGCUAAUGUGCUACAUAUGUAAAUGUGAUGUGAGUAUGAAUGUUUGCAAUUAGUUGUUGAGAAAAUAAUGAAUGUCGUGAAAAAUAGGGAGAAGACAUGGUGAUAAAACUGUACACCAUAUUUCUCCCGAAUUAAGGUCUGAUUCUCUUGGGACAUGACGGUCACACGGUCAAUACAUUUUGCAGGAUAAAGUAUGCCACUAUUACUAAAUUUCGCUAUUUAAUUGCAUACCUCUAUGGUUGAUGAACGAAUAAUUUCAUUAGUUGUGUCCCCAGAACAAGUU